UCGAGAGACAACUUGUGCAGAUAUCGAUGAUGGCGACGACGGAAUGCGAAUCGGCGCCAGUUGGAUUUUUCGCUUUCGUUUUGAAACCUGGAUCUUCGCUGCAUCCUGCAUUCCUUUUGGCGGUUGAUUGUUGUUUCGCCGCGUUGUUCUUCGUGCUCGUCUGGCUGGCGUAUUUGACCAAAGGCAACGUACACUUUUUCAUUCUGUUGUUCAUCGAACUUCUGCUGUGGGCUAGUGUCAAAUGGUUCGUGCAAGAACUUCGGAGGCUUUCCUCGCAAGUUACAGAGAAGAAACACCAGUAACAACUCUAUAAUAACUCUCAACGCCGUGUCCCUUGCCUCGCCCUGUCAUGACUUUCGUGCCAGCGCUUCGUGCGCUUCGAACUUUCCUGUGCCAGUGCGAACACUGGAUGCUGCUUCAGUCCAACAAAUCUGCACCGAUGCUUGGAGCUCACAUUCUCUUUCCGUCCCGUCCAGCCCCUCCCUAAAAGAUUGCGCGGCGUCUACCGCGGGCCCCGCGACACCCGACGCACCCAGUGUUGCGAAAUGCUGUGCUUGGUCAAUGACCUCUGUUAAACGACCGCGAAAGGCCUUGGACAGUGAUGUCCGAUGCUAGUCACCCCAGUUUUUUAUACAUACCUUUGUCAACACGUCAGACAUUAUAUUUGCUUGUUCAUCAUCUAAUCUGUUUGCCAAAUUCAAGUCUGUCCUUCUCGAAGCAGUCGAAUGGUACUUGCAUAUCCAUGAUCAUCUUUCCGAA
Molecule: messenger RNA, 759 nt
Organism: Pisolithus orientalis
Lineage: Eukaryota; Fungi; Basidiomycota; Agaricomycetes; Boletales; Pisolithaceae
Product: ER protein Pkr1-domain-containing protein
Exons: 2
Coding region: 27-302 (91 amino acids)
Biological process (GO): vacuolar proton-transporting V-type ATPase complex assembly
Cellular component (GO): endoplasmic reticulum membrane
Source: RefSeq, a predicted model, not a curated record